Lolium perenne is the source of this 1251-nucleotide messenger RNA. The record is from RefSeq and is a predicted model, not a curated record. Lineage: Eukaryota; Viridiplantae; Streptophyta; Magnoliopsida; Poales; Poaceae.
AUGAGGCCGCCUACUACCUCGGCGACUUCCUCGUCUGCACCUAAGGGGAAGAAGCGGGCCAGCGACCGGACCACCGCCACGCUGGAGGCGAAGGCCAAGAAGCAGCGCCGGAUGGGGCCCAAAAAGGUUCCGGAAGCGGCCGGGGCCGCUAUAAAUUUUUCCAAGGGCAGCGGCUCUCGCCCGACUCCCAGCGUCAUAUCGCCGAUCCAGCGGCAGAGGAGGGAGCCGACUCCACAGCCUACGCCGCGUGCGCGCACGCCACCCGUCAUCGUGCCGCCUGUGAUCACGCCGCCUGCCGCGGGGGCAGGUUCUUCAGCUGCACCUUCUUCGGAUGCGCCCGGCUCCGGCUCUCAGAGUGAGCCGGCUCGCCGCGUCGGCCAGCCGACCCUCGAUGAUCUCUUCCCGUGCCGCACCCGGCUUAUAGAGCCUGCGGCCGGAGCUGGCAAAGGUGCGCCCGGCGGGGCAGGAGCCGGCGGGGCCGUGCCUUCUGCGGCCGGAGUUGGCGGGGCCGCACCUGACGUUUUUGUCCUGGACGCAAGUUCGGACGAAGCGCCGCCUUCACCGGGGUCUGCUGUCCCCACCGGGCCAACAGCUUCGACGGCGCCGCCUCCAUCUUCGGAGCCGGCGCGCUCAGCUGACGCCGAUGCCCGGGCGCUGGUGACGAUGAAGGGCCCAGCGGAGCCGCCUCAAGUUCUUCAUGUCUCCAAGGUCGCCUCGCUACUGAAUGUGGUUUCCGCCUCCGACUCCAGCCUUGGCUCAGCCGGCACCAUGGAGAAGAACUGGCACCAGGCGGACACCUGCGAGGUGAAAAGCCGGGAUGGACGCCUAGGCGUGGCGCCUGUGGAGAUGUUCUUCUCCGGCUUCCGCGCCUACACCAAGGCCAAAGCCACCGAGACCGAGGUCCGCCUGGCGCGGCUGGAGGCGGCCGACAAGCCCUCCGAGGCAUGGGACGGCUACUUGGAGCCGACGGUUAAGGAGAGGCGGACCACCCUGUACAACCGGCUUGUGGCUAGCUACCACAAAGCCAAGGUCGAGCGAGCCGACAUGGCCCGCGAGCUGGAGGCCGCCAAGGCUGUUGCCGCCCGGGUCCCGCAGCUAGAGGAAGAUCUUCGGGCCGCCCGCGCCCAAUGUGCUGAAAGCGAGCAGGCGGUCCGGACUGCGGCUGCCAAGGCGAAGGAGACCGAGUGGGAGCUGGCGCGGCUUCGGACCACCUCACUGAGCUUGCCUCCAUCAAACGGGUUGAGCAGGUGA